AUGCCCGACCCAUCUAGCGCUCUCCGAAGAGUAUCAUUUGGUUAUAUCCUUGGGUUCAGUGAUAAACCCUAUAAAGAUCCAAAACCACCGCCCCCACCACCGCGCCCCAGAAGGCCGAGCCAGCUGGCUGAACUAGUCGCUUCCCCGGGAGGUUUGGUAGAGUGGACAGCAAGCGAUGGACGUAAGGGUAAACUUACGGGCAUGGGCAAGCUGCAAUUGACUGCCGCAAGUCUUACUAAAGUCCCAUCUGAGAUCCAGCCAGCAAAGGAGCAUUUGGAAAAACCUACUCCCAAAAAUCCCCCUGGUAACGCCGAGAAUAUAUGGACAAACAACGAUUGGAGUGGUUUCGAGGCGACUGGUGGGAUCACGAAGUCAGCUUCAAAUAAGGCACCUAGCAGCAAGAACGAUGCCUGGGGAAAUGGUGAUUGGAAUGCCAGUGGCUCUAACAAAGGAUCUCAGAAGGCAGCUAGCUGCACCCAAGUUCUCUGGGGCUCCGGAGAUGUUGGUGAAAUGUGGGUAACACAAGCAGAUACUUCCGGUGGUGAUACCAAGAAGGAUGAGAAGGAAGACGAGAAGAAAGCAGAAAAGAAAGCAGAGAAGAAAUAUGAAAAGAACGACUCGAAAGCGACCGAGCAGGCAACUAAGAGUGGCGACUCAAAUGAAACGCCAGCCCCAACCAAUACUGCUGCAGAAAGAGGAGAGACAAAGGAGUCCGAUGAUACAAAUACAUGGACUAAGGAGGAAGACGAGCAGUUACUGCGGAUGAAAACAGAAGAUAUGCAGCUGUCGUGGAAGGCUAUUGAUAGUAAACUGGGUAAAGCCGACGGCCAGUCCAAAGCGAGAUUCAAAAUAGUUAAGCCAGCGGGUUGGAAACCUAACACUGCAAAGGACAACGCUGGUAAAGGGAAUGCAAGCCAGAAGAACGACACAAAGGGCGACGAACAGAAGCAGAACCAGGGAACCAAGGACAGCAACAAAAACAGCAAUGAGAAAGACAAGAAAGACAAUGAAGUUGCCGAUAAUCUUUUGGGAGAUGCUUUCGCAGGAAUGCUCGGUGAGACUAGUGACGGCAAGCAGGGUGACGUUGAGAAAGCCAACAACACAGGUACCUGGGGAAUUGGUGAUCCUACAAAGACAGGCGAUACCAGUGAUGCUAAAGACAAUAACGAUGUCUGGAUCAACACGGAUGGGGCUGGUGAUAGCAAGGACAAGGACCCCGCCGAUCAAUGGGGCCCGGCAGCCACAGACUGGGGUGCUUACAACCAGGAAACCAACCCUGCCACUCCACCAGGCUGGGACAAUCCAGUCCCUGACAUCCAGCAGCCCCUCAGUCCAGCAAAACCCGCACCAGCCUCUCGCUCCACCAAAGCACCAUCCGAGUUUCGCUCGCGCCGCAGCACUUCCAGCAAGUCCAAGCCCAGCACUACUCGUCCUGCUGAGAUUGAACUCGAGCCUGAUGACACCUUUUCAGCCGAUGACUUGCGCUUGAUUGCCCGUAUCCUGCAGCAGGACUGCUCCAUGGUGUGGAGUAGGCUUAGUUGGCGGUUCCGGGACAAGACGGGUAGGACGCUGCAUCCUGAAGUUUUCGAGAAGAAGAUUACGGGGAGUGUUGAGGGGGAUGGGAAGAAGUGA
Molecule: messenger RNA, 1632 nt
Organism: Bipolaris sorokiniana ND90Pr
Lineage: Eukaryota; Fungi; Ascomycota; Dothideomycetes; Pleosporales; Pleosporaceae
Exons: 3
Coding region: 1-1632 (543 amino acids)
Source: RefSeq, a predicted model, not a curated record